UUGCGAAUGUUGUCCCUGGAUUUACCUCUUCCACUCGUCGUAACAAUUAGCAAUAAAUAGCUGCACGUGUUUCAGUCCAAUAAUUACAACCCCUAGCCCCCGAGGGGAUGAACUGGACCCUAAACCCUCACGUGUUCAGAUGUUGAAAUUGCAUUUUGGGAGUUGAGACGUCGAGGGGGUGCACGGGAAUGACAGAUUGAGUGCCAUCCUAGGAUUUUGAGUAUCAUCAUCGCUUCGAUGCAGGGGAAAUACGGGGGUGAGAGCCAGGAAGUCGAUGAUCUCGGCAUGAUGAAUCUCCGGGAGCUGCUCACCGAGCCGCCGCUCCUCCAGGCGAUUUUCCUCGGCAACGUCCAGGAGAUCCGUACCCUCCUCUCCAACCAAGAAGACAUUCACUGGCAGGACGACAAACACCGGACACUGCUGCACGCAGCGGCCUUCAUCGGCGACCCCGACAUAGUAGAAACCCUAAUCCUGAACGGUGCAGGAGUCAACAAGAAAGACAAACGUUGGUUGACACCCCUGCACCGUGCCUGCUGCUCGGGCAACGAGUCAACAGUUGAAGUCCUCCUGAAGCACGAGGCUGCUGUCAACGUGAGAGACAGAAGAUGGCAGACUCCCUUGCACGUGGCAGCAGCCAACAAUGCAGUCCAAUGCGCGAAACUGAUAAUCCCUCGAUUAGUCAACAUAAACCUGACAGAUCGAGGGGGAAGGACGUGCUGGCACCAUGCGGCCUUCAACGGUCACGUAGAGAUGAUGGAACUGUUUCUCUCCCAUCAAGACUGCGUCGUGAACGCCAGAGACAAAAAAGACCGCCGAGCCCUGCAUUACGCGAGUCACAUGGGCCACGAGACAAUCGUUAAACUUCUCCUGGACAAUGGGGCUGAGGUAGACGUGCGGGAUCGUGAUCUUUACACGCCCCUUCACGCCGCCGUGGCAGCAGGCAAAGUCGAGAGCAUAAGGAUUCUGAUCGAAGCUGGAUCUGACAUCGAGGCGAAGAAUGUUUACGGUAACACGCCUCUGCACGUCGCCUGUCUCAACGGGCACGUGGACGCGGUUGCCGAGCUGGUGAGAUGCGGCUCGAACAUCGAGGCUGCCAACUACAGGGGCCAGACACCUCUGCACGUGGCAGCAGCCAGCACCCAGGGGGUGGACUGUUUAGAGAGCUUGCUGAGGGCUGGAGCGAGGAUCAACGUGCAGUCCCAGGACGGAAGGACUCCCCUCCACAUGACGGCCAUUCACGGUCGUUUUACCCGUUCAAAAAGCCUCCUAGAUGCCGGAGCAUCACCAGACACUCGCGAUAAAAACGGUAACACUGCCCUGCACAUUGCAGCAUGGUUUGGCCACGAGUGUCUGACCACAACAUUGUUAGAGUGUGGUGCCUCCCCAGGGGCGAGAAAUGCCGAGCAAAGGACCCCAUUACACCUUAGUUGUCUUGCUGGCCACAUUGAGGUGUGUCGAAAGCUCCUUCAGGUAGACAGUAGAAAGAUUGACUCGAGAGACAUUGGUGGAAGGACCCCUCUGCACUCGGCAGCCUUCGAGGGCUCCGUAGACUGCCUAGACCUUCUGUUAUCAAGUGGCGCCAAUUUCAGGCUAUCGGACAAUGAUAACAGGCUUGCCCUGCAUUAUGCAGCGAGUCAGGGACAUUAUUUGUGUGUUUUUACUCUGGUGGGUUACGGAAGCGACCCGAAUGCUCAGGAUGUCAAUGGCGCCACUUGUCUUCAUCUUGCCGCAGCUGCGCCCAAUCCGGCUGACAGCUCGGAUCAGUGUGUCAGGUACCUCCUGGAUCAUCGAGCUGAUCCCCAGAUCAGGGACAAGAGGGGAUUCACUUCGAUACACUACGCGGUUGCUGGGGGCAAUCAACCCGCGCUGGAGGCACUUCUCCAUGACUCGAGUUUAGGCGCAACGGUCGGAGGCAACUCCUCGAACCCCUCCCCGGUGCUCCCCUCGACCUCCCUCCCCCAGUUAGCGACCCUCCUCCCGCCGCAACCGGUCCUCCCCCCCCAGAACUCCCUGAACCCCUCGACAUCGGCUCUAACCCCCCUCCACCUAGCGGCGUACCACGGUCACGCGGAAAUCCUCCGUCAGCUCCUCCCCCUCUUUCCAAGCACAAACAUCCGCGAGGACACGGGUAAGACCCCCCUCGACUUAGCCAGCUACCGCGGUCACGAGCAAUGCGUCCGCCUUCUCCUGCGGUGUGCGGCCCUCGUCUCAGUCCAAGAUAAUAUCACCCGCCGUACGCCCGUCCACUGUGCCGCAGCCAUGGGCCACACCGAAUGCCUGAAACUCCUCCUCAAGUCCACUGAAGACGCCUCAGUCGUGGACAGAUGCGACGCGAAGCAUCGAACUCCCCUGACCCUCGCGGUUGCCAAUCACUUCCCCGAUUGCUCCUCCCUUCUCCUAAAAUACAAGGCUGACUGCAAUCUUCCGGACGUCAACAAGCACACGCCCCUCUUCCGGGCGGUCAUCCACGAGGUGGACCUCCCGGUGGUGGAGAUGCUGCUGCAGCACAAUGCGCGGGUCUCCCCGCAGGACUCAAACGGAAAGACUCCGCUCCAUCUGGCGGCCGCUUGUGGUAAUGUGUCAGCUCUGGCGGCCCUCGUUAAAGCCGACUCAUCCGCGGUGGGCCUUAAAGACGAUCAGGGCUGCACGGUGCUGCAUUGGGCCUGUUACAACGAGAACGCCAAGUGCGUUGAGUAUCUGCUUGAGUCAGGGCUGAUAGACACUCUGGAGGGAAAUCCCUUCUCGCCGGUUCACUGCGCUGUUCACCAGGGCUCGGCGCACUGUCUGGAGCUUCUGAUAAAUAAAUUCGGGGGACAGGCGGUGGCCGUCCCGAGGGAUACACCUGGCGGACGGCUUCCGCUGCACAUCGCGGCUUCCGCGGGCUCCGUCGAGUGCGCCAGAUUGAUUCUGGCGUCGGUGGGAACUGAGGCCGGGGGACUAGAGGCGCAGGAUUACGCGGGACGCACGCCGUUGCUCAGCGCUGCUGUCACGGGGCAGACGAACACCAUUGAACUGCUGUUGGAGUGGAAGGCUGAUGUCAGGGCGGUCGACUCUGGCAGCAAUACGGCUCUUCAUCUGGCUUGCCAGAGGCGGCAUUCCACCGCUGCUUCGCUCUUGCUGGAUAGGAUCGAGGCGAUGGUGAAGGACGGGGAGGCCGGACAGAAGGGCCAGAUGCACAUGAUGCAGAUUGUUAAUAUGGUUAAUAAACAGCAGAGGACGCCGUUGCAUCUCGCUGCUAGGAAUGGACUGGUCGGGGUCACCCGGAGACUUCUUCAGCUGGGGGCGAGUGUCUUCGCGGUGGACACUGACGGAUUAACCCCGGCUCUGGCCUGUGCACCUAAUCCAGCUGUUGCCAAGUGUUUAGCUACGAUCUUAGCUGCUCAUGGCCAAAAUUGGGAAUCAACUCAACAGUCUCCAUCCAUCCAACAAACGUCCGAAGUUUAUCUUAAUGGAAGAGUCGGUGAUUCACAGCACAGUUCAGAUUCUGAAUUCUACUGACGUCAACUAACGCGUUCACACGCUGAUUUUUUAUGAAUGAUUGAGAUAAUGGAGAAAUUGGUGAUUGACUCUUAGCUUUUUAAUCGGUCUAAGUGCUUUCGACGCCUGCGAUUUGUGCGGAUGGAAUUGGUAUGUUUUUUAUCCUCAUAAUGUAGAAGAAUGGAGAAACAAUAUUUUCUAUAAGGUAAUGACGAUAAUUUUUGUUUUCUCGUUUUAAUAAUUCUUUUUUUUGUACUAGAAUACAAAGAUCUCUCGCUUUUGCGAUGUGAAUAAUGUUAAUGGAGUUUAUAAUAGCCGGUUGAAUUUUUUAUAUGAAUCAAAAUAGUUAUUGAUACUUAAUUGAGGACACCGGCAUGCUCAAUAAUGCUCUUCGAUUGUUUAGUUUUUAUCGGGUGGGUAAAUGCAAUCAGUGGUAUCGUUUCAUGUCGUAACGAUUGGCUUGAAUAAAAAAUUGUGAAAUAAUGUGAGUCCUUUGGGAUGAUAAUUCCCCACCGUAGGGAACUUGCGUGAUUUUUUGUAUUGUUUUAGCCUUAAGGAUAUCCAUGUACUUUGGCCAUUUUUUUCCAGUGAAAAGCUUUUCUACUUUUGUCGUCAAACAUCAGAGCUUUCAUUUGACACCCAUUUGACGCUAAGUUUCAGGACAUUUUACAAAGAUUUUAUUAUUUAAACUUUGCAGGUCUGAAUUUGAAUCUUGAUAUUGAAC
Messenger RNA from Diachasma alloeum, 4201 nucleotides. Its product is annotated as serine/threonine-protein phosphatase 6 regulatory ankyrin repeat subunit A. Gene Ontology annotation, cellular component: cytoplasm. The transcript has 6 exons. The record is from RefSeq and is a predicted model, not a curated record. The coding region runs from base 238 to 3498 and encodes 1086 amino acids. NCBI's taxonomy places the organism in Eukaryota, Metazoa, Arthropoda, Insecta, Hymenoptera, Braconidae. Gene Ontology annotation, molecular function: protein binding.